Zerene cesonia (dogface butterfly) is the source of this 402-nucleotide messenger RNA. Its product is annotated as fatty acid-binding protein 1-like. NCBI's taxonomy places the organism in Eukaryota, Metazoa, Arthropoda, Insecta, Lepidoptera, Pieridae. Gene Ontology annotation, molecular function: fatty acid binding. Bases 1 to 402 code for a protein of 133 amino acids. The record is from RefSeq and is a predicted model, not a curated record. The transcript is spliced from 4 exons. Gene Ontology annotation, biological process: fatty acid transport. Gene Ontology annotation, cellular component: cytosol; nucleus.
AUGGCGUUCUUCGGAAAGCUCUAUACUUUGGAAAGAAAUGAAAACUUCGAGGAAUUUAUUAAAAGCUUGAAUCUCCCUCAAGAGCAAUCAGAAGGCUUCAUCAACUCAAAACCUUCCCAAAAAAUUGAAAAAGAUGGAGACUAUUACAUUAUUACGACCAACUCCAGAAGGGGAACUACUGAAAUCAAAUUCAAGGAUGGUGUUGAAUUUGACGAGGUGUUUUCACCAGAAAUUACUACCAAGAACACAAUAACUGUAGAUGGCAACAAAUUUACUCAAGUCCAAUCGCUGGGUGACAAGUCUGUGACAUACGUCAGAGAAUACACGCCCGAACAGCUAGUAGUCACUGUGACUUCCAAUUUCUGGGACGGCAUCGCGAAAAGGUACUACGUCGCCAAUUAA